CACAAGUUUAAAAAUCAGUGGAUGGGGGCUCAUUUACAAACAAAACAACGACCGGAAAUAAACGGGCAGGAUGUGUGUAAGAAUUAAAAUUCCAAACAAGAAUCAGGUUUUAAAAAGUGUGUAAAACAUCUUGUCAAGUGCCUUUAAAAAAUAUUUGAAGAAUAUUUUUAGAAUAAUUGACAGCGCAGGUUCGCUGCAUGUGUUGCGGAAUGGGGUUUUUUUUUUUUUUUUUUUUUCUUCAUGUUCUUUUUCUAUAGCAACAUUAUAACUAUCGUAUUACGGGACAGAAAUCGCGUUGCUAUGCGUUCUUACUCGAGCGACAUGGCUGAGAAGGAACCGAAAUAGCGAGUUAAAAUAUUUAUAAGUCUGCGCUGCAUUACCGAGCGAAGAGAGUAUAAAAUCUAUAAAAUCAACUACGGUGCAAACAGAGAAGUGGCUUUUCCUCUUUGAGGUUUUGAGUAACAUUAUCGAGAGAACGGUGACUCACUAAGAUGGCCGACGAUCACUACGACCGCCACGAUGUUGAUUACGACAGCCAGGGACGGACCUACGUGAUGUCUGACCGCAACUCCGACUACACGCCCACCAGUACCGGCUACAAGGGGGUGCUGUUGUGUGCUACUUUUGUCCUGGAGGUCAUCAUUCUGUCGUUUGUCGUCAUACUCGAGUACUUUCUCAGAUGGACAGACAUUUUCCCGCUGCGACGUCAGAACUUCUCGUGCACGGACCCGCUGCUGUCAUGCACAGAGCAGGACGUUCCGCUCAUGUCGGACUUCGCCUUCAACGCCAAGGUGCCCAACGAGGCCGUGUACGCCCUAAGCUUCUGCGUCCCUCCCUUUGUCAUUUUGAUCGGGGAGAUCGGGAUGUUCACGUUCACGGCCGAGCCGCAGAAGAUCGUCCACGUGAUGAGCCGACACUGCGCCCUCCCGCAGGUUUGUCGCAGACUCGUCAGGUUCGUCGGUGUCUUUGUGUUUGGAGGAUUCGCUCUGAUGAUAUUUGUGGAUAUCAUAAAAAUCAUGAUUGGUCGGUUGCGGCCCAACUUUCUUGAACUGUGCCAGGUCAAUUCUACUGGGUGUAACCAAUCGUACGGCGCCCUUAGCGGUGAUGAAAUGUGUCUGAACACAGACAAGUACGCCAUCAGAGAAGGACGGACAUCGUUUCCGUCAAUGAAUGCAGCUUUAACGAGUUUCGCUUCUGUGUUUAUAGCUAUAUACAUCCACGGUGCAAUGCACGCGCACAGCGUGAGGAUUAUCCGCCCCUUCCUGUCGCUGGUGUUCGUGAUGCUGUCGCUCAUGUGUGGGCUGGCCGAGAUCGCGCUGUGUCAGAGCUACUGGACUGACGUCGUCGUCGGCUACGGCAUGGGCGUCGUCCUCGCUAUUUACCUGGGUGUGACCAUUCUGAAUAACUUUCGUGAAAAUCUGUCUCACUGGAAACUGCUGCACAUCAUAAACUCGGUUGUAGCUGAAAACUAUUAUCCUUACGAGGACAAAUACAAUAUGAAACGGCCCAUCGACUACCCAUCGCUGCAUAUACCACGUGCACACAUGCAUCACCGUCUUUCCAACGACUCGUGUGACAGCAAGUACAGGCGGCGGCCCUACAACACGUUCCAGAAGGAUCUCGCUCACUCGGUGGAAAAUUACAACAGACAAAAUUCGUACUUGCAGGGAACGUCAUCACAUAUGUGACUAGCGAAUCGGACACCGUACUCGGACCUAAGUGAAACGUGGACUGCGGUGGCGGGUACCUCAAAAUGGAACAAGAGUGCUGCGAUGUAUUAGAUAAAUAGAAUCAUCCUUUAUAGAGAGAGAGAGAGAGAGAGAGAGAGAGAGAGAGAGAGAGAGAGAGAGAGAGAGAGAGAGAGAGAGAGAGAGAGAGAGAGAGAGAGAGA
Messenger RNA from Gigantopelta aegis, 1891 nucleotides. Its product is annotated as phospholipid phosphatase-related protein type 5-like. Gene Ontology annotation, biological process: phospholipid metabolic process. The transcript has 9 exons. The coding region runs from base 492 to 1688 and encodes 398 amino acids. Lineage: Eukaryota; Metazoa; Mollusca; Gastropoda; Neomphalida; Peltospiridae. Gene Ontology annotation, molecular function: phosphatidate phosphatase activity. The record is from RefSeq and is a predicted model, not a curated record.